Dentiscutata heterogama is the source of this 728-nucleotide messenger RNA. Lineage: Eukaryota; Fungi; Glomeromycota; Glomeromycetes; Diversisporales; Gigasporaceae. The record is from the annotation of a GenBank genome assembly.
GAUAUUUACAAUUGGAGCCUCAUUCAGUGGGUGAAAAUUUUAUUAGAAGAGCCUCAGUUACUGAAAUACAUGACCAUUCUGUCAAACGAAAAAAAAUACGUGAACAGAUUAAUGCUCAAUUUGCUAAUAGAAAAACCCUUCAAGAUGAAUAUAAUAAAGCUAAACAAGAGUAUUGGCAAAAGGUGGAUGAAGAUCGUCAAGAAGCAUCAGCUCCAGCUUUUCAUGAAGAGAUAGUUGUUUGUGAAAAUCUUAUUAAUUACUUUCAGACUCACCAUGGAGUUGGUAAAACUGAAGAAGUAAUUUCUAAUUCAAUUCCCGAUGAUAGUAACUCCAAUAUACGUCAGCCUGAUACUAUCUCUAAUGUUCCAGAAGGUUGUAUUUUAGCAAAAAAAUUUGAACGUGAAGAAGAUUUAUUUGGGGAUAUAUCAUCUAAAAAAGUUAAAGCUCAAAAGAAAAAAAAGACUGGCAAGACUAAUGCUAAUAAUGCUAAUAGGCUUCAACUUCCUCUCAGUAUUAUGGAAGAUUUGAUUUUCCUUAAGGUUGAAAUUCCUCUUAAUCCUUCUGACGUCGAAAAAGUCAUUACUGAACUUAGUGAAAAGAAAAACUAUUACGUCGAAAAUCAAGACCGCGUGACCAAAGAAAAUAUUGCUAAAGCUGAGGCGGAGAUCGCUGCUUUGGAAGGAAAAGUACCUAAUAAAAAAGUUGAUGAUGAAAAAUCAGAAUCUGUG